Molecule: messenger RNA, 2494 nt
Organism: Nycticebus coucang (slow loris)
Lineage: Eukaryota; Metazoa; Chordata; Mammalia; Primates; Lorisidae
Gene: AAR2
Product: AAR2 splicing factor
Exons: 5
Coding region: 1-1362 (453 amino acids)
Biological process (GO): spliceosomal tri-snRNP complex assembly
Source: RefSeq, a predicted model, not a curated record
AUGAUUGAGCACCUGACUGGCUACCGGGCACGGGCCAUUUUUCCCGGGACCGAGGCCACCCCCCGGGCUGCUUUCUUCGUUGCUCCUGUCGGGCGCCCAAUCGUAAGAGCUUCCGGCGCGUUGCCGCGGUACCGGAACGUAGGGCGAGACGCUUUCCUGGAAGAUAAGGAAGAAGAAUUCUCCAUUUGGUUAGCCACUACUGGCCCCUUGGCUACCAUGCAGAUGGAUCCUGAGCUAGCCAAGCUCCUCUUUUUUGAAGGGGCCACUGUGGUCAUCCUGAAUAUGCCCAAAGGAACAGAGUUUGGCAUUGAUUACAACUCCUGGGAGGUGGGACCCAAGUUCCGGGGUGUGAAGAUGAUCCCUCCGGGCAUCCACUUCCUCCACUACAGCUCUGUGGACAAGGCCAAUCCCAGGGUGGUGGGCCCUCGUACGGGCUUCUUCCUUAGCCUGCAGCAGCGGGGGCUGACAGUCCUGCACUGGAAUGCAGUCCAAGAAGAGAUAGACCUGUCCCCAGUCCCAGAAUCUGAGGUGGAAGCCAUGAGAGCCAAUCUCCAGGAGCUGGACCAGUUCCUGGGACCUUACCCAUAUGCCACACUUAAGAAGUGGAUCUCACUCACCAACUUCAUCAGUGAGGCCACAGUGGAGAGGCUACAGCCCGAGAGCCGGCAGAUCUGUGCCUUCUCAGAUGUACUACCUGUGCUCUCCAUGAAGCACACCAAGGACCGGGCAGGGCAGAAUCUACCCCGCUGUGGCACUGAGUGCAAAAGUUACCAAGAGGGCCUGGCCCGGCUGCCUGAGAUGAAGCCCAGAGCUGGAACAGAGAUCCGCUUUUCAGAACUGCCUACACAGAUGUUCCCAGCAGGUGCCACACCUGCAGAGAUAACCAGGCACAGCAUGGACCUGAGCUAUGCCCUGGAGACUGUGCUCAGCAAGCAGUUCCCCAGCAACCCUCAGGAUGUGCUUGGUGAACUCCAGUUUGCCUUUGUAUGCUUCCUGCUGGGGAACGUAUACGAGGCAUUUGAACACUGGAAGCGGCUCCUGAACCUCCUGUGCCGGUCAGAAGCAGCCAUGGUGAAGCACCACACCCUCUAUAGCAACCUCAUCUCCCUCCUGUACCACCAGCUUGGUGAGAUCCCUGCUGAUUUCUUUGUAGACAUUGUUUCCCAAAACAACUUCCUCACUAGCACCUUACAGGUUUUCUUUUCCUCUGCCUGCAGCUUUGCCGUGGAUGCCACCCUGAGGAAGAAAGCUGAAAAAUUUCAAGCUCACCUAACCAAGAAGUUCCGGUGGGACUUUGCUGCGGAGCCUGAGGACUGUGCUCCAGUGGUGGUGGAGCUCCCUGAGGGCAUCGAGACUGGCUAACUCUGGAAUACUCUCAGGCGUGAGAGGCCCCUUCCCAAAUGCAUCCCUGGCCCUCCAUUUUCUCCUUCCUAUCCUGGGACCUUCCAGGGAAGCAGUCUCACUAGGCUCUGUGAAACUGGAGCCAGGAUUCCCUCCACCAAUAAAUAAGUUUCUUCAUUGCCAAAGAGGCUGUUCCAUCCUGAAGGCACAUUUGUGAGUUCCCCGUCAGCCUUGCUAACCUGACUGAAUUUCAGAUGGGCUCUUCCAGAAGGAACAGCAACCAACUUCCUUCUGGAUGAGAAUUUGAAUCAGAAGUUUAAGAAAACUGAUUGCUUAUUCCAUAGGAUAGUUUGAAAACUGGGCUGCCCUGGGGGGUUGAGAUUCAGUCGGAGACUUCUUCGAAGUAAAAUGGAGGGUAAUGGAAUUAGCCAGAAUUUCUGCCUGCCCCUGUGUAAUGGGGGUUCAUCAUAGAAAACCUGGGCCUGUGACUUCUCCAGGGACCCACUUUGGGAAGAGGGUAAUAAGGACGGUUAGAUUCAGUCUUGCAAGUGGUCAGCUUUAGCUUUUUCCAUUUAAAUCUCAUUCUGUCCAGAGACCCCAGUGGGUAAUCUCCCAAGAUUGGUGUGACCCUUGGCCUCAGGGCCCUUGCUAGUGCUGUCAUCUUCUACCUGUUUCAUUCUGAGGCCUCAGGCCCAUAAGUGGAACUUGGCAAUCCUCCUAUAUAGCCUUCCUAACCAGAGGCACCAUGACUAUUUCUGAUGACUUGGAGAGUCAACAGCAGAAGGAAAGAGUCUUGGCCCUGUUGAAGUUUUGUGCCUUUUCUUUCGAGCACUGGAGAUGACCUGGUCAGUCUAAAUCCUCCCAGCCUGCAGUGGAGCUGUCAGUCAUCAGAGAAAUGGCGCUGGUUUCCUGGGAGUCCUGAGGGCAUGCCCAUCAUGCUGUGUGGGCAAAGUUCUGUCUCUAGGCAGGUACACAGGCCUUGCCUCCCACACCUCAAACUGUUGUACUAUGAUCAGAGCCCCCGUGCUAUCCUUUUCCAAGGCUGGGGCUUACACCAGGUUUUUGAACGAGAAUCUGGCUAAACUUGGUUCCACUUAUUUCUUUGGAGAUGUUUUUCCAAGACCAUAAUGUACAUUAAAGUCUUUGUGUUAAA